This is a messenger RNA of Olea europaea var. sylvestris, 1966 nucleotides long. RefSeq names its product sialyltransferase-like protein 1. The record is from RefSeq and is a predicted model, not a curated record. Gene Ontology annotation, biological process: pollen germination; pollen tube growth. NCBI's taxonomy places the organism in Eukaryota, Viridiplantae, Streptophyta, Magnoliopsida, Lamiales, Oleaceae. Gene Ontology annotation, molecular function: sialyltransferase activity. The transcript is spliced from 11 exons. Bases 122 to 1537 code for a protein of 471 amino acids.
CCAACGCAUAUAAGGAGACGAAACAUUUAACAGCUCUAAGAACAAUUCGGCACAGAAGCUGAUUCCGAUCUAACAUGUUCAGUGUUCUUCGUUCCUUUGCUUCGCUUAAAGGAAUUAGAAUAUGAGAGCUCUGAGAAAACCGACGAGGAGACCCAGCCUCCUUUAUCUGCUCUCUGCUGCUGCCAUUUUCUCUCUCUUCUUUUGCGCCCUCCAGUCCUAUUUCUCCAUAGGUAACCCUAAAAUUUCUAAAAUCAACGAGGAGGAUGUUCGGAUUUUAUCUAAUUUUCAGUCCAGUGUUCAACAAUGCGUGGAGAACAGAGGGCUUGGACUCACUGCACACAUAAUUGAUCAUUGUAAUUUGGUUCUCAAGUUCCCUCAAGGGACUAAUAGCACCUGGUACAAUGAACAGUUUAAAAUUUUUGAGCCAUUGGAAUACAAGUAUGAUGUUUGUGAAGCAAUACUAUUGUGGGAACAGUAUCGUAACAUGACUACAGUGCUGACAAGGGAGUAUUUAGAUGCUCGGCCUGACGGGUGGUUAAACUAUGCUGCAAAAAGGAUAGCACAGUUAGGUGCAGACAAGUGCUAUAAUCGCACUUUGUGUGAGAAACAUCUUAAUAUUCUUUUACCAGCAAAGCCACCCUUCCAUCCCCGCCAAUUUCGAACUUGUGCCGUCGUUGGAAAUUCAGGAGAUCUCUUAAAGACAGAGUUUGGGAAGGAAAUCGACAGUCAUGAUGCAGUUAUAAGAGACAAUGAAGCCCCUGUUAAUGAGAAAUAUAGCAAGUAUGUUGGGCUGAAGAGAGAUUUUCGCCUUGUAGUGAGAGGUGCUGCACGUAACAUGAUUCCCAUUCUCAAUGGUUCAGAUGAUGAGGUGCUUAUAAUCAAAAGUCUUACGCAUAGAGACUUUAAUGCAAUGAUAAAGAGGAUCCCAAAUCCAGUGUAUCUCUUCCAAGGUAUUGUGCUUCGCAGAGGUGCCAAAGGAACUGGAAUGAAAUCAAUAGAACUAGCACUUUCCAUGUGUGAAGUUGUUGAUAUAUAUGGUUUCACUGUUGAUCCAGGAUACACAGAGUGGACCAGAUACUUCUCAACACCAAGGAAAGGACACAAUCCACUUCAAGGACGAGCUUACUACCAGCUUUUAGAAUGCCUUGGUGUUAUUAGGAUCCAUUCUCCCAUGCGAGCUGAAAGGAAGCAGGACUGGUCAGAUGUGCCUACUCGAGAAAUGAUAAGCAGAGCUCAUGCAGCUGCUGUGCGCGUGAAGAAGAAUCAAACUGGUGAAGACGGUGACUUGGGUCAAUUCCAUAACUGUAAAGUGUGGGGUAAUGCUCAUGGAAGCGGGCCUACCUCUGGAUCUCCAGAUAUGAGCGAUGUCAGGAGGAAUUCAAAUUACAGUAAAUGGGAAGUCAUGCCUUUCGAAAAAUUAAGAAAAGCAGCUCGUGAGCAUUUUAUUCAGAUGGAAGGUGUUUCUAUGUACAAAAUGGAUGGCAAUAAAUUGGAUGAUCUAGUUUGUGUGAGGCAUUCCUCAAAAUCCGAGGCGUAAGCAGAAUAUUGAUGGAGGCUUUCUUGUACUGUGACGUAGUGACAAUCGAAAGCAGAACCAAUUAAAUUUUGUUCGUUGUGAAAAUUACAAUGAUAGAGACCCAGCAGGAUGUGGAUUCUCACAAUGUUUUUGCCAGAUCGCCUCUCUGUUUCUCCGUUCGAUCAGAGGGCCAUUCUAAUUUGAUGCUGUGCCUUUUCAGGAUUGGUACUGAAGGACAGACUAUAUUCAAGAAAAUUCAUGGAUGCUUUUGAUCGUAAAUUCUUCUGUUUAAAACUGUAUGAGUUCACAUUAGGGUUUUAUUUUAUUGAUAGUUGCGAGUAUGAGAGCCAAGAGAUUGAGGAAAUGAGUAAGGAAUUGAUUUCAGGAUCACCAUAUACCCUUUGAUUAUGUUUAUGAAUUCACUGUUCUGUAAUAAAAAAUUGUAAAUUA